Phanerochaete carnosa HHB-10118-sp is the source of this 243-nucleotide messenger RNA. RefSeq lists its product as uncharacterized. Bases 1 to 243 code for a protein of 80 amino acids. The transcript has 2 exons. The record is from RefSeq and is a predicted model, not a curated record. Lineage: Eukaryota; Fungi; Basidiomycota; Agaricomycetes; Polyporales; Phanerochaetaceae.
AUGUCUGACAACGAGUCGAUACACUCCUCCGCAGACGAAGCAAUUCCCCUAUCUCCCGGUCGAGAAUGCUUUUCACCCAAGCAUCCGCGUCUGCGGGCUCUAAACGCGAUCAUUACCAAUAAAGGCACGCUCGCCGAAGCAGCUUCCAGUGGGAUAUUCUCUGUGCAUCCAGACGAUCUGAUCCUUUAUUACGGCGUGAAUGGCCCCAACUCCAAAUCGCAUCGACUUCACGAGACGAAUUAG